Messenger RNA from Microbotryum saponariae, 360 nucleotides. The record is from the annotation of a GenBank genome assembly. Lineage: Eukaryota; Fungi; Basidiomycota; Microbotryomycetes; Microbotryales; Microbotryaceae.
AUGCUCGUCCAUGACGUCUCACCGGGACGACGAUACAGGCGACUUGGACAGACUCAACAGUAUGCUGGUACAUUCACCACAGGGCCGCAAUCCAGUCAAAAACAGCGGUUUUAGGUACAUCGCUUUGGGAUCUCGCGCGCUCGAUUAGCUGAUUAAUUGGCUCGACUUCGUUCGCGCGCGCCAACGCUCCUUUCCCUCUCCCCAUUCACUCGCACCACUCGAGUCGGACUCGGCAUUGAUCGCACCAUGCCACAACUCGACGUCACAUGCUUUCACAUCGCUCGCAUGCGCCAUUCAAUCAGCAAGAUGAAACUCGAUUUCUCUCAACUACAGCUCGACGUGUCACCUCAACCCGACUGA